Messenger RNA from Penicillium angulare, 1692 nucleotides. RefSeq names its product putative RNA splicing factor (Pad-1). Gene Ontology annotation, molecular function: RNA binding. The coding region runs from base 1 to 1692 and encodes 563 amino acids. Gene Ontology annotation, biological process: mRNA processing. The transcript is spliced from 4 exons. Lineage: Eukaryota; Fungi; Ascomycota; Eurotiomycetes; Eurotiales; Aspergillaceae. Gene Ontology annotation, cellular component: nucleus. The record is from RefSeq and is a predicted model, not a curated record.
AUGUCCGGACUCGACGUGGAGGCUCUUCUUGAGUCAACCGCUGCCACCGCAGAGGCACCCUCAAAGCAGGACGAAACUGACGACCGCUCCCGAGCCGAUGCUGAACGCCGUGACCGCGACCGUUCUCGUGAGAGACGUCGACGCCGCGACCCUAGCCGUGAUCGUCGCCGUGAGCGAGAUGGAGACGGCGAUGAGGAUAUGAAAAGCCCGCACAGCGAACUUGGCAGUGCUAACGGGAGCCAUAGAAGCCGGAAGAGAAGCCGGAGCCGCGAGAGUGACCGACGUCGCACUCGUCGGGAUCGUUACGAAGAUAAUCGCUCCAGCGGCGAUUUCUACCGUGGAGGUGGACGCGCCCAUAGCCGUUCGCGUUCCCCCCGUGAUGAACGGCACUAUCGUCCUCCACGUCGUGAGCGUGGCGAUGAUGAACGCCGCCCUCGCCGUGAUCGUGAUGGCCGUCGCAACACCCCUCGCCGGAGCCCCAGCAAGUCCCCCGAACUAAAUGAAGAUGAGCGGGACAAGCGAACUAUCUUCGUGCAACAACUUGCUGCACGUUUGCGAACAAAAGAGCUGAUGGCCUUCUUUGAAAAGGUUGGCCCCGUAAAGGAGGCCCAAAUUGUUAAAGACCGCGUUAGCGGACGAUCUAAAGGUGUCGGUUAUGUCGAGUUCAAGAGCGAAGAAUCCGUGCCCGCUGCCAUUCAACUCACUGGCCAGAAACUUCUAGGCAUUCCUAUUAUCGCUCAGUUGACCGAAGCGGAGAAGAACCGCCAGGCCCGCAACCCCGAGGCCAGUUCAGGUCCUCAGCACUCCGCGCCAUUUCACAGACUCUAUGUGGGUAAUGUUCAUUUCAGCAUUACUGAAACAGACCUCCAGAAUGUCUUCGAACCGUUUGGCGAACUUGAGUUUGUCCAGUUGCAGAAGGAUGAAACUGCUCGCAGUAAAGGUUACGCUUUUGUCCAGUUCCGUGAUCCUAACCAAGCACGAGAAGCAUUGGAGAAGAUGAACGGUUUUGAUCUUGCUGGUAGAGCCAUUCGUGUUGGCCUUGGCAACGAUAAGUUCACCCCGGAAUCGAAUUCAAAUCGUCCUCAGGGCCCUUCUGCAAACCAACCCAGUUUCCAGGGCUCUUCAUUCUCCGGUCACGGAGGACGUGGCGUUCAAGCCGGCGGCUCGAACAACUUCGACCGUGCGGGUGGCCGCGAAUCCGAGAAAGGCGCUGGCGCCAGUGCCCUAGACGAUACAGAUGUGGCGGGAGUAAACUUCAACAACUAUAGUAGGGACGCGUUGAUGAGGAAACUUGCACGAACAGAUGAACCCGAGCCUUCUGCCGACGAACAGCAGAAGAUCCUUCGACCCAAGACCGAGGUUAAGCCGCUGCCUGUCAAUGUGAACAUGGCUAGUCGAUGUGUUAUGCUUCGCAACAUGUUUGACCCCUCUGACGAGGAGGGAGAGGCUUGGAUUAAAGAUUUGGAGGAUGACGUUCGCGGCGAAUGCGAAGAAAAAUAUGGUCAUGUUGUUCACAUCUCAUUAGAUCCGAGCUCCCAAGGCGACAUCUACCUGAAGUUUGAUCGCGUGCAGGGCGGCGAGAACGCCAUCAAAGGCCUGAACGGUCGUUUCUUUGGCGGCAAGCAGAUUACUGCCCAACCGGUUGUUGACGCCGUUUACAGCAGUUUGUUUUCGCGCACCAAAGCCAUCUAA